Messenger RNA from Physcomitrium patens, 3011 nucleotides. RefSeq lists its product as uncharacterized. The record is from RefSeq and is a predicted model, not a curated record. Gene Ontology annotation, molecular function: protein binding. Lineage: Eukaryota; Viridiplantae; Streptophyta; Bryopsida; Funariales; Funariaceae.
CGUCCUCGCCUCGGGGCAACUUCCCGCGGCGUGCGCCCGUCCAGGAUUUUUUUCCUUUUCUCCUUUUUCUCUAUCAGGGCUUGCAGCCGCGCGUGCCGGUUGUUGCCCGGAUGCGGGAGUCUCUUGUGGAGGAGGGCUCGAGCCCUACACCUGCCUCGCUCUGUUCCUGAACCCAAUUCAACACCAACAAUUCCUCUUCUCUCUCUCUCUCUAGUGGUUGUGUUUGUUGCGCUUGUUGCAGCUCAAUUCCCCUUCACCUGAGCUUUCCAACGCUUUGCUGCACAUUCUAUUGCUGCCAGGAAGUAGCGGUGCCGAUUCUGCGUCCAGCUGCAAGUGAAAUAUUUGUGCUCUGGGGCAUUAGUGCAGUGCGUUCGAAUUUAUGGAUCAACGAAUCUGUACAAUAAGUUGAAACUAGGCAAGGAGCAGGGGAUGGAAGUUGCGGUACGGGAAGGGGGAGUUUGAAGAUAGGGACAAUAGAAUUAUGGAGAUUUGGGUGAAAAAUAAACUGCAGGAUACGGGACGAGGGAGAGCAUGUAGGUUUUCAAGUGAUGGUGCUAUGGGGACCAAGAGCAAUUGAGCAUUCCAUUGGACUUGAUAGUUCAGUAGCUAUGGCGUUCGACUUUUCUCUUCUGCGGCUCCUGGAUAUCCCGUCCAUUCAGCUGUUUACAAUGCCGUCUCCCCUUCGCACUGUCAUUUCCGUAACUUCCUUGAGCAGCAGUUACAGAUCUUCGACGACACACCCUCGCUACGUGCACAGAAAUAGAGUUCCGCUGAAUUUUUUGUCUAUAAAAUGUGUUCGUCAGGGAGUAACUGUAGCACAGCUGAAUAGUGGAAACUCUGGCAUCAUGGCAUCGCCCACAAUUGCCCCAGCUAUUGUUCCUUUGGUGGAGCUCCUUGAAAGCACACCAGAGCCUUCGACGAAUUCUGUGGAGGAGCUCCUCUCGAGUCUGCGAGGGUUACAGCUCCCUGAAUGGCGUGGUACUUUUAUAAAGCUGUGCACGUCUAAGUGUUCGGUUACGACUAGAAAACUUCUCACGUUAUUGAUUUCUUCCGCGGUCUGUGACAGUGAAACCAUCGACUUAUUGAGCGCUAUAGCAAUUACCGGAUUAAGUAAAGAGAGCCGUGUUGAAGAAGCGAUGCUUUUGUUUGAUCAGCUUAAGCAGCUGGGCGUCUCUCCCGGUCCUAUGGCGUACAAUGCAAUAGUUGGUACCUGUGCUCGCGAAGAUCGGUUAGAAACAGCUUUGGAGCUAAUGAAUCAGAUGCGUGGAUCCGGGUUUCAGCCAGACAAUGUAAACUAUACUCUUGUGUUUCAGGCUUGCGCGAAGAAACGAGUAGGUGUGGACGUGAUUAGUAGGGUGUGUGCCAACAUAGAGCAGGAGGGUCUCGAAAUGGAUACGAAGCUAUACAAUGAUGUGAUAAAUGCUUAUUGUCGUGCUGGUGACCCGGACAAAGCCUUUCAGUACAUGGGUUUAAUGCAAGCAUGCGAUCUGGUUCCGGAUGUCCGAAGCUACUCUUCUUUGAUUGAAACUCUAGUUGUGGUCAGAAGGUUAGAUGACGCUGAGGCGGCUUAUGCUGAAAUGAAGAGCAAGUCUUACAAGAUUAACCUGAGAACUUUGAAUGCUCUUCUUUCUGCGUAUACGCGAAAAAGCUUACUGGAGCAGGUGGAAAAGCUUAUGCAGGACGCAGAAGACGCGGGAUUGAAAUUGAGUACGUUUAGUUAUGGCUUACUGAUCGAUGCAUAUUCAAGGGCAGGUCGUUUGGAUCAAGCUAAAGCAGCGUUCCAUAACAUGAAAGUUGAGAAUGUGCCAGCGAACGCUUUCAUUUACUCACGACUAAUGGUAGCGUAUCGGAAUGCAAGGCAAUGGGAUGGCACCAUCCGGCUUUUGAAGGACAUGUAUGCGUCCAACAUAAAACCCAACCAAUUUAUCUUCAACAUUCUUAUAGAUACAUACGGGAAGUUUGGGCGAUUGCCCCAAGCAAUGCGCACAUUCGCGCAAAUGGAUAAGGAAGGCUUCAAACCUGAUGUAGUGACAUGGAAUUCGUUGAUAGAAGCUCACUGUCGUGCUGGUUUAAUUACAGAAGCACUUGAUUUGCUCAAGCAAAUGCAGGAACGUGAGUGCGUUCCUUCAUUACAUACGUAUAAUAUUAUUUUAAAUGCACUCGGAUGGCACAACCGUUGGAAGGAGAUGGCUUUACUGCUGGAUGAGAUGCGGUUCAAAGGUCUGGACCCUAAUGUAGUUACAUACACAACUCUAGUGGAUUCAUACGGCACAUCAAAACGGUACAGAGAAGCUUCUGAAUACUUGAAACAAAUGAAGAGUCAAGGUCUACAACCUUCUACAAGUGUGUAUUGUGCUUUAGCUAAUUCUUAUGCCAAGCGGGGCUUAUGUGAGCAAGCAAUGGAGGUUUUUAAGAGUAUGGAGAAAGAUGGGGUGGAACUGAAUCUGUCAAUGCUCAAUCUCCUGAUUAAUGCGUUUGGAGUUGCGGGAAAAUAUGUUGAAGCUUUCUCAGUGUUCGAUUAUAUUUUAGAAGUGGGAAUGAGUCCAGAUGUAGUUACUUAUACUACGCUGAUGAAAGCAUUGAUAAAGGCAGAGCAGCUUGACCAGGUUCCAGAUGUAUAUGAGCAAAUGGUAAGAGCUGGCUGUACACCUGACGAUAUGGCUAAGGAUAUGCUUCGAAGUGCGCAGCGAUUCAAACAACGCGGCCCAAAAAUAACCAAAUCAGAAUUUCCCCUAGCUAAAAAAAAAUUAGAAUCUAGAUAUUCAGAUUGGGUGGACUCCCAUGUAGGAUAUGGAUCCUUUUUCAAUAGUAACUUUCGCUAGUUUAGUUUUUUUGAUUAAUUACAUGCUGUGGAUGUUUGGAACCUGUUGUCCUUCACAGAUGCUGAAAAGUUACCUUUGAACCUCACCCAAGAGGCUGCAAAAUCCUGCAGUUGUGCAGGGUGUGCAGGUUUAACUUGUCUAUAACACUUACUGGUGCACACGCAUUCCAACCAAGAUCAGUUACUUUGA